AUGUGGGAAGGACAACGGUCGAUUGGAAAAGACCAUAAUCAGAUAUGGGAAGGACCACGGUGGACAGGAAAGCACUAUAAUCAGAUACAGGAAGGACCACAGUCAAUGGGAAAAGACCAAAAUCAGAUAUGGGAAGGACCACAAUUGAUAGGAAAGGCCCAUAAUCAGAUUCAGGAAGGACCAUGGUGGAUGGGAAUGGCCCAAAAUCACAUGUGGGAAGGACCACAGUUGAUGGGAAUGGACCAUAAUCAGAUCCAGGAAGGACCAUGGCGGAUGAGAAUGGCCCAUAAUCACAUGUGGGAAGGACCACAGUUGAUGGAAUGGACCAUAAUCAGAUAUGGGAAGGACCAUGGUGGACAGGAAAGCACUAUAAUCAGAUACGGGAAGGACCAUGGUGGAUGGGAAAAGACCAUAAUCAGAUAUGGGAAGGACCAGUGGGAUGGGAAAGGAUUUGUGUGGGUUGACAUGGACAAGAAUUUUGGAAGAAGCACAGUGAUGGAAUGGGCUAGAUCUCUGAGGGAGUGCGGUGAUGGAAACAACCAGUUGACAUGGACAAGAAUUUGGAAGAAGCACGGUGGCGGAAUAGGCUGGAUCUCUGAGGGUUGA
Messenger RNA from Suillus subalutaceus, 606 nucleotides. RefSeq lists its product as uncharacterized. Lineage: Eukaryota; Fungi; Basidiomycota; Agaricomycetes; Boletales; Suillaceae. Bases 1 to 606 code for a protein of 201 amino acids. The transcript is spliced from 2 exons. The record is from RefSeq and is a predicted model, not a curated record.